Molecule: messenger RNA, 939 nt
Organism: Leguminivora glycinivorella
Lineage: Eukaryota; Metazoa; Arthropoda; Insecta; Lepidoptera; Tortricidae
Exons: 2
Coding region: 1-939 (312 amino acids)
Molecular function (GO): catalytic activity
Source: RefSeq, a predicted model, not a curated record
AUGAGGAUAUUUCUAGUCUCCAGGCCAACAAAAACCGCUGAAGUGCGCAUCUCAGGGCUGGACGACUCUGUUACGCCCGAGGAUGUAAAAGAAGCCGUAGACCUUAACCACUGCCUUGUUGCUCAGGAUCUUCUGUUCCAGAGCAUGGCGCAGUGGGCAGCACACGUGGCAAUCAUCUCCGAGCCCUACCACAUCCCCCAAAGGGACAAUUGGGCAGGGGAUCACGAUGGCUCGGUGGCAGUAAUUGCUCAACUGCCACAAAUGGCUCAGCACCAUUGGAAACAGUGGAGAAAGGCAAAGGAGUACGUGGCUGUGCUCCUUGGGGGCAUUACAGUGAUCAGCGCCUAUUUUUCUCCAAACAGAAGUGUGGCUGAAUUUGAAGCCUUCUUAGAAGAAAUAGGACUGGUCAUUGGUCGGUGCAACCCGCGCCCCGUGCUAGUUGCCGGUGACCUUAACGCUAAAUCCGUGAUGUGGGGAUCGCCGUCAACGAACGCACGUGGUCGAGAAUUGGAAGAGUGGACAGUCACGGCAGGUCUGGCCGUGCUAAAUCGAGGCUCAGUCGAUACCUGCGUACGGCAACGGGGAGGCUCCAUUGUCGAUGUGACAUUUGCCAAUGCUGCUCUUGCGCGCCGUAUUCAGGAAUGGGAGGUGCCCGAAAGUGUGGAGACAUUAUCGGAUCAUCGUUACAUACGAUUCAAUGUCUCUUCACUCUCGGAUACUCAGAACGGUCCCAUUAGCAAAUCUUUGCCGGGCGAUGGACCACGAUGGGCAUUAAAACGCCUUGACAGGGAGGCGCUUCUUCUUGCCGCCGAGGUGCAGGCGUGGAACCCGGUCCAAGGGGACCCUACUGAUGUAGAGGCCGAGGCUAAAUGGCUGGGCACGACCAUUACCAGCAUCUGCGAUGCCGCAAUGCCUCGAACUAAGCCCCCUUCCUACUAG